Amborella trichopoda is the source of this 2019-nucleotide messenger RNA. Its product is annotated as serine/arginine repetitive matrix-like protein. NCBI's taxonomy places the organism in Eukaryota, Viridiplantae, Streptophyta, Magnoliopsida, Amborellales, Amborellaceae. The record is from RefSeq and is a predicted model, not a curated record.
AGGGUUCUUCUCGGGUACCAAUUGUGUACAGUCACUAUACACCAAUGGUUCAUAUCAUGGUGUAGUGUCUCAUCACACAAUUGAAAUGAGUUUGAGUGUGAGAAAAAAAGGAAAGGCAUGUCAACGCCCAAGGGUAGGGCAUGAUUCAAGUGUGUGGAGCGCCAUGAAUGUUAGAGCCAUCCAUAUGACAUCACCAAAAGGUUGUGUGUUGGAUUCAUCCCUUCUUUUUUUUUUUUUUCUUUUUUCUUUUUUUUUUUGGCUGGAAUCAUCCAUUCAUACUUAGAGCACUUCAAUGAAACCCACCCACCAACCCUUCUCUCUCUGUCUCACCUCUCAUGCUCAUUCAAUCCCUUCAUUCAUUGCAAUUGCAUUUCCUCUUUCUAUCUUUCCUCCUAUCUCUUUUCUCUCACCUCUUGAAGCAUGGAGGGGAUUUCUUCUUCCUUCUCUGUUGAAGAGAGGAGUGAGAAUGAAGAGUGGGUUGGUCCUCGCCUUUCUUUCUCCUGUGAUGCAGGGGGAGUAGAUCCCGGGGGAGAAACUGAAGGGUGGGAGAGCCCUUCUCACUCUCCCUCCUUCCGCCAUGGAGAAGGGAGGAGAGAAAGGCAAGUUUGCCAGAGCUAUUGCCACUCGCUCUCCUCGCCAGGAAGAGGGAGGAGAGAAAGAGGAGGGCGGCAGAGUCCCCGCCGCUCACUCUCCUACAACCCCAAUUCUGCGUCUCCAGAAUUUGAGUUUUGGAUGGUCCGGAACCCUGCAUUCCCCCCCUCCCAUCUCUCAUCUGCGGAUGAGCUCUUCCUUGAUGGCGUUCUCCUCCCUCUCCAUCUCCUCACCCUAGAAGCUGAACCCGACCCUGAUUCUGAACCAGAAACAAAGACCCAACUAGGAGCUCAACCUGAUUUUGCAUCAAAUCUUGAAACCCAACUUCAACCAGAGCUUGAUUCAAAACCAAAACCUGCGGCUCAUCUUGAAUCUGAAGCAAACCAUGAACCUCAGCCUGGCUCUGCCAGUGACUUGACAGUGGCGGUAACUCCCUCGAAGAGGUGGACGGAUAUCUUCAAAAUGGGAGAAAAGAAAACAGACACAAAGGAGAAGAAGAAGGGCAAAAAGUCUGAGAGGAGGAAGAGCUUGUCUUCUUCAUCUUCGGAGCUCAACAUUCACAUUUGGCCCUUUUCUCGAAGCCGGUCGGCAGGCAAUGAGGACCGACGGAGGGAGGCAGGGCCCACGCGCAAUGCCGUCAGCGCACCAUGCUCCCGGAGCAACUCCAAGGGAGAGUCAGGGGCCAACGACAGGCCUGUUGGCCCAAAGUCCGCCGGCCCAAGGGCCAUUGGCCAGAGGCCCAAGAAAGGGUACAUGGGGCUGGGUACUAGCCCUAGUAGGGGUAGCACAGGGGUUCAUUUGGGAAGAAAUAGCCCUGUUAGACCUCUUCUUCGACGAUCGGUCAAUGGCUCAUCAGGUGUUAAGAUUAGAGAGAAAAUUAUUGAGGGACAGAGGAGUGAUAGUUCCAUCAAAUUUGGGGGAGAGAGGACCAGUUGUUAUUCAGGUAGAGCGCGAGUGUUGAACGUCAAUGUGCCUUUAUGUAUGGGAAUGGGAUCACAGUUGCAGAGCCGAUCGAGGUGCAAUGGAGAGAGCAACGCUGGGAAUGGAGGAAAUGGGUUCAGUUUUAGGGCGCUUUUCACUAAGAAAGUAGUGUAUUAAUAUAACUUUGUGUAUAUGUCCUGCCUCUCGUGGCCCUUUUUGUUUUGGUAUGGGAUGAUUGGCUAAUUCUAUUAAUGGCUUCUGUGCUGUUCUGGUAGUGAUUUUGCAGCUAUUAGGGUUUUGGGUUGAAGAUGAGAUGUUCAGAUCCCGAAAACUCUGUUUGUUUUCCUGUUUUUUCUUAUGCUUCUUACAUGGCCUGUUUAUUUUCUGUGUUCCUUUUGUGCUUCUUACUUGGCCGAAGGGCUGCUCCUACAUGUAUAUUAAUAGCCUUUGUAGUCCUUUUAAAGCUUAUACAGAUCAGUGUAAGAUGAUGGAAUCUAGUUUGUUCUA